AUGUCGGUUCUCCCUCUGCGGGUCAGAGUGCUGCGGCAGGUGUGGAGGUCAAAGGGCGGCUUGGUGCUCGUCUGCAGCCCGCUGGUCCUGCUGCCGCUGGCCGUCAGCACCGCGGAGGCGGCCUGUGCCUAUGUGAUGCUCCUCAUGGCGGUGUAUUGGUGCACCGAGGUUCUGCCGCUGGCCGUCACAGCGCUGCUGCCCACCGUCCUCUUCCCUCUGCUGGGAGUCAUGGAGUCCAAGGACGUGUGUAUGCAGUACCUGAAGGACACCAACAUGCUGUUUGUGGGCGGGCUGAUGGUGGCGGUGGCCGUCGAGCACUGGAACCUCCACAAACGCAUCGCGCUGCGGGUGCUGCUGCUGGUGGGCGUGCGGCCCGCGCUGCUGAUGCUGGGCUUCAUGGGAGUGACGGCCUUCCUGUCCAUGUGGAUCAGCAACACGGCCACCACGGCCAUGAUGGUGCCCAUCGUCCAGGCCGUGCUGGACCAGCUCAACGCUCAGAGUCAGAGCGUAGGCCGCGGGCUAACGCAGGUCUCUGCUGCAGCCGAGUCCGUCUGCUGCCAGAUGGAGCUGGAGGAGCUGAGCGGAGACGAGGACGAGGAGGACAGGAGGAGGAUGUGCAAGGGCCUCCUGCUGUGUGUGUGUUACGCUGCCAGCAUCGGGGGCAUCGCCACUCUGACCGGAACCGGACCCAACCUGGUUCUGACCGGCCAGAUGAGCCAACUCUUCCCUCAGAACGGUGACGUCAUCAACUUUGCGUCCUGGUUUGCGUUCGCCUUCCCCACCAUGCUACUGAUGCUGACGCUCGCCUGGUUCUGGCUACAGUUCCUCUACAUCGGCUGCAACCUGAGGCGGACGUGGGGCUGCGGCGCGGCGAAGUCGCAGAAGGAGCAAGCGGCAUACGACGUGAUCCGGGACGAGCUCCGCCGCCUCGGGCCCAUGAGCUACGGCGAGGGCAGCGUGCUGGCGCUCUUUGUCCUGCUGGUGGUGCUGUGGUUCACACGAGAUCCGCACUUCAUGGACGGCUGGGCCACAUAUCUCUUCAAUGCCAAGGCUGAGUUCGUCACUGAUGCGACCGUCUCUCUGUUUGUUGCUGUGUUGUUGUUUAUUCUUCCCUCUGAGCCGCCGAGCUACCUCUGCUUCUGGAGGGGCACUGACACAGAACCCCAGCGUCCCCGUGGCCCCGCCCCCCCGCUGCUCACCUGGCAGGUGACUCAGAGGAAGAUGCCGUGGAACAUCGUGCUGCUGCUGGGUGGCGGCUUCGCCCUGGCCCGGGGCAGCGAGGUGUCAGGACUGUCCCGCUGGCUGGGCGAUCAGAUGACUCCGCUGCAGUCCAUCCCUCCCGGGGCGAUCGCCGUUGUCAUCUGCUUCCUCGUCGCCACCUUCACCGAGUGCGCCAGCAACGUCGCCACGGCAACGCUCUUCCUGCCCAUCCUGGCCUCCAUGGCCCAGUCUAUAGGAGUGAACCCUCUGUAUGUGAUGGUGCCCUGCACACUCAGCGCCUCCUUCGCCUUCAUGCUGCCGGUGGCCACGCCCCCCAACGCCAUCGUCUUCUCCUACGGCUUCCUCAAAGUGUCCGACAUGGCUAAAACGGGUGCGGUGAUGAACCUGAUCGGGAUCGGCUGCAUCAGCCUGGCUGUGAACAGCUGGGGGCGCCUGCUCUUCCAGCUGGACUCCUUCCCCUCGUGGGCUAACGCCACCGCCGCCGUGUAGGAGCCCCGAGCCCCGGGCCCUGAACGCAGCGUGGUGCGUUCGAGGGGCACCGAGGAGCCUCGUGUCUCCGGGUUAACAGCAGGAGGACUGAGGUCUUCGGCCCUUCCCACGAUGCCUUGCUUCACCGGGUGUUCUGCUCAUGAGGAGGAGUCGGCAUGGCGACGCGCUUCAAGCUCCGCCUUUCAUCAGCUUCUGUCACCAUGGCAACGUUCACACAGCAGUCAAACGUCACCGGCUGCCGUGAGCCAAGUCUGAUUUGUGAAAACUGCUCGGAAACUUUCCAGAAACUUUUCCAUGAAUUUUGGAAAUAUUCCAAGUUGGAAACUUUCCAAGGGAAUUAACAGAAAGUGACUGCAAACUAAUACAAAUUCAAAACAUGACCUUUUUGACUUUGAUUUAUUUGUGAGUAGAACUUAAAUCGACUCUUUCAUAGAACAACAAAAAAACAUGAAUGAGGAAUAAAAUAAACUAAUUCCCUGUUAUUACUUAUUCCUGUUAAUUCCCAUGGAAGGUUUCCAACUUUUUUGCUGGAAUUUUACAGCCCUGCACCGUGAGAAAUUUACAAGACAAAAAAACUUCUUAUCUUUCUUACUUACAAUAAAAUAGAUGUGAAUAAUGACAACAAUAAUUUGAAUAAACAAAUAAAUAAAUAGAUCAAAAAGCGGGCAUGAUGAACGAUGGUCGAAAAUGUUCUUGUAAAACGUGUGCGGUGUCGCUCGCAGGCGAAACACCAGCUGACGUUCUGUGACGUUCUGUUUCUGUGACGUUCUGUUUCUGUGACGUCUGGGGAAAAUCAAACACAAAUUGCAGCGGAACAAGGAUGGAGGCUGAUGAUGUCACAACCCCUGGAAACCAAUCCCAUCGGCCGACAGGACGGAGCCACUUUAGUUCCAAAAAACAACAAAACCAACAGGAAGCUGAGAGGCGGAGCUGGGAGAUUCACUGGAGAACAUUUUAGAUGGACAGAUUAUCAAAUAUCAAACAAGUUAUGAGUCGGGACUAUUUGCAUAUUCACGCAUAUUUAAUGAGUGUUCUUUCUGAGCCCUUUCAAGGCUAAUGUUUUUUCAUGGAAAAAAAACUUCUAAAUAUAAUAUUGAUGAAGAGAGUGGAGUUUUAUUGAUUGAUCUGAUGAUUGGACUGUAAAUGGGCUGAAU
Myripristis murdjan (pinecone soldierfish) is the source of this 2864-nucleotide messenger RNA. RefSeq names its product solute carrier family 13 member 5a (gene slc13a5a). The coding region runs from base 1 to 1710 and encodes 569 amino acids. Gene Ontology annotation, biological process: oxaloacetate transport; citrate transport; transmembrane transport. Gene Ontology annotation, molecular function: succinate transmembrane transporter activity; sodium:dicarboxylate symporter activity; citrate transmembrane transporter activity. NCBI's taxonomy places the organism in Eukaryota, Metazoa, Chordata, Actinopteri, Holocentriformes, Holocentridae. The record is from RefSeq and is a predicted model, not a curated record. Gene Ontology annotation, cellular component: plasma membrane. The transcript has 12 exons.